AUGCCAAUUAUUAGAUUCUUACUGAGCGUAGCUACUAUAAAAAUUAUAAUUUUUCGUACAGAAAAAUCAGUACCUUGUUUAAGUUCGGUAGAGGUGUGGGGUAAAACUUCAAGGACUUGUUCUGCUGUAACAAGAGAUACAAUUAGUCGUAUCAUGCAAAAAUCCAAUCAAGAUGCAACUAGCAAUAUUACAAAUGCUGAAUGUAUUGACUUCAAAAUUCCAGAAGACUUUAAAGAUGAUUUGACAUAUGAAAUAAUGUCAAUUCCAAUGACACUACCUAGCGGUAAAACUAUAGAUCAAACUACCCUAGAAAAGCAUAUAAACAGUGAAAUUUCAUUCGGUAGGAAACCUUGUGACCCAUUUACAGGUGUAAAAUUUUCAAAUACCCUCAAACCUGUGUUAAAUGUUGCUCUUAAGAGUCGAAUCGACAUGUUUCUUCUACAAAACUCCCACAGAGAAGAAUUGGCUAAUGUAAAACGUACUUUAGGUGGAAGUGGACAGAUUAUGAAUUCUUUAAAUGGCUGCAAUAAAAGGAAAAGGGAGACUGUUGACGUUGACGAAUUAGAUGAACUAAUUUCAAAAACAAAACAAAGCCCCAGUUUUCUUAAUUUUUCAAGUGAAAAUAGUGACAAAAAUUUGUGUUCAAGGUGUAAAGUGGAAACUGAAACAAUGUAUGAAAUUCCAUGCAAACAUUUUUAUUGUCGAACUUGUGUCCUAAUAAUUUAUAAAGACUUAAAAUGUUUAAUUUGUGGUAAGUCUUUUAAGAAAAACGAUGUCAGAAAAUGUCAUUUGUAACGCUGUAAAGGCAUUUAUUGUAAUUGAUUUUCUAUUUUUCUCUUGUUUGAA
Messenger RNA from Anoplophora glabripennis (Asian longhorned beetle), 846 nucleotides. Its product is annotated as RING finger protein 37-like. Gene Ontology annotation, cellular component: nucleus. The record is from RefSeq and is a predicted model, not a curated record. Bases 1 to 795 code for a protein of 264 amino acids. NCBI's taxonomy places the organism in Eukaryota, Metazoa, Arthropoda, Insecta, Coleoptera, Cerambycidae. Gene Ontology annotation, molecular function: ubiquitin-ubiquitin ligase activity; ubiquitin protein ligase binding. Gene Ontology annotation, biological process: protein polyubiquitination. The transcript is spliced from 2 exons.